AUGACUCGGACGAGGUCCGCCUGGAGAAUAAGAUGGAGAAGUUACCAGGGCUUAUAUGGGGACCCCGCCCUCGGCAGCGUGAAGAGACAGAAGUUCUUUGCUGUGCUGCCAACUUGCUGCCAGACCAACUGUUAUAGGACCACCUGCUGCCAGACCACCUGCUAUAGCACCACCUGCUGCCAGCCUUGCUGCCGUCCAUCCUGCUGUGGCUCCAGCUGCUGCCAGCCUUGCUGCUGCCCCAGUUGCUGCUACACAACCUGCUGCCAGCCAGCUUGCAGUGGCCCCGUGUACUGCACGAGAACCUGCUGCCAACCAACCUGCUGCCAGCCUUGCUGUCAGAACACCUGCUGCGGGUCCACCUGCUGCCAGCCUUGGUGCCAGCCUACCUGCUGUGAAACCAGCUGCUGCCAGCCUUGCUGCCGCCCAGUCUGUUGUCAGACCACCUGCUGUAGGACCACCUGCUGCCGCCCCAGCUGCUGCUGCAGCCCUUGCUGUGUUUCCAGCUGCUGCCGCCCUUCCUGUUGCUGCUCCCCUUGCUGCCAGCCAACUUGCUGUCAGACCACCUGUUAUAGGACCACCUGCUGCCAGCCCACCUGCUGUGGCUCCAGCUGCUGCCAGCCUUCCUGCCGUCCAUCCUGCUGUGGCUCCAGCUGCUGCCAGCCUUGCUGCUGCCCCAGUUGCUGCUACACAGCCUGCUGCCGGCCAGCUUGCAGUGGCUGCGUGUACUGCUCGAGAACCUGCUACCAACCAACGUGCUGCUGCGUGCCCGGUUGCCUAGCCAAUAGCUGUGGAACCAGCUGCUGUCAGCCUUGCUGCCGCCCAACUUGCUGUCAGACCACCUGCUGUAGGACCACCUGCUGCCGUCCCAGCUGCUGCAGCCCUUGCUGUUUUUCCAGCUGCUGCCGCCCUUCCUGGUGCUGA
Choloepus didactylus (southern two-toed sloth) is the source of this 921-nucleotide messenger RNA. Its product is annotated as keratin-associated protein 9-2-like. The transcript is spliced from 4 exons. Gene Ontology annotation, cellular component: keratin filament. Lineage: Eukaryota; Metazoa; Chordata; Mammalia; Pilosa; Megalonychidae. Bases 1 to 921 code for a protein of 306 amino acids. The record is from RefSeq and is a predicted model, not a curated record.